Phalacrocorax carbo (great cormorant) is the source of this 1028-nucleotide messenger RNA. The record is from RefSeq and is a predicted model, not a curated record. Lineage: Eukaryota; Metazoa; Chordata; Aves; Suliformes; Phalacrocoracidae.
UUCCGGGGCGGAGGUGAGGCGGGUGGCGUGGGGGGGCCAUGGCGGGGCGCGGGAGGCGGCCGGCGGCGGCGGCGGCCGCCCUCAGCCCGCCCUCCUCGGAGGACGAGGCCCCGGAGGAGGUGUCCUUCGGCGCGGCGAGGGAGGCGGCCGAGACACGGCGGAAGCUCGUGGGGGAGGCGGCCCGCAGGCACCGGGAGCUGCUGAAGGAGAAGCGGCGGCGGCGCCAGGAGCUGUUCGCGGAGCAGAAGAGGCAGAAGCUGCUCCCCGAGGCCGUGCUGCAGGAGCUGACCGCUGCGCCCACCGCAGGAGCCGAGGGCCAGGGUGCCGCAGACAGCCCAGGUGAAUGCUGCGGAGGUGGGGCUACGAAGGAGAGGCAAGGUCGAGUCCAAAAGCUGGUGAAGAAAGACAAGGGUAAAAAGGGGGCCAGGUCAAAAGGAAACUAUACGGCUGUGUGCUUAAAAGAUCAGAGUUUAACAGGCCUCCACCAACAACUUGCCAAAGACUUCCUGAACACUCAUCUCUACGGACCAGACGCCAACCGGGCACAAGCAAAUGAAUUUUUUUCCCUUGAAAAUAAGAAAAACCCAGUUAAAAAAGCUGCAGUUCAGUUUGUGGACAAAUCUUGGGGGCAAGAGAAAAAAGAAAAAGCAACAAGGUUUAAAAAACGUUGGCUUGCGACACAGCUUAAAACUGGAGUGUGAAAAGUUUUUUCAGAAGCUGCUAUUAAGGACUUUUACUGAAAGUGAGCGUCAACCCAACAAAGGUGGUUUGGUUUUUUCCCCCCCCACCUCUCCGUCACACUACUUUCAGCUCCAGCCACCAGCAGGCACUAAACCUUCACAGAGCUGUGCCUGAACUGGCUUCCUUGUUCUCCCUCCCCCCUUCCGGAGGAAACAGCUGGGACAGGGCCAUGACUGCCCCUCCUUAACCCUGGCUUAGAACAGCUGGUGUUAAGGCCAGGCUUGUAGAGCUGGGCCCUACUCCCUGAUGCAGCCCCUUUGCAGAGAAUAAAGAUGGAACGAUGUUGU